ACGCGUCGCUCACUAGAUACGUAAUCGGUGCGACACGUGCGGCGCCCUUUCUUCACCUGUUUUAAGCAGCGCCGAAGGUUUGGGGUUCUUAACAGAUUCUCGGUGAGUUUUACCCGAAUAGAACUCUCAGAGGAAGAUGGCUUCUGUUGGGACGCAGGGCAGGAAGAGGAUCCUGAAGGAGGAGGACAUGACCAAGGUGGAGUUUGAGACCAGCGAGGAGGUAGACGUCACCCCCACCUUCGACACCAUGGGCCUCCGAGAGGACCUGCUCCGCGGCAUCUAUGCCUACGGGUUUGAGAAGCCUUCGGCCAUCCAGCAGAGAGCCAUAAAACAAAUCAUCAAAGGCAGAGACGUCAUCGCUCAGUCUCAGUCUGGGACAGGAAAAACAGCCACCUUUUGUGUGUCAGUACUUCAGUGUCUCGACAUCCAGGUGAGGGAGACCCAGGCGCUGAUCCUCGCUCCAACCAGAGAGCUGGCUGGACAGAUUCAGAAGGUGCUGUUGGCUCUGGGAGACUACAUGAACGUCCAGUGUCACACCUGCAUCGGAGGGACCAAUGUGGGAGAAGACAUCAGGAAGCUGGACUAUGGUCAGCACGUGGUGGCUGGGACACCUGGAAGAGUGUUUGAUAUGAUUCGUCGCAGGAGUCUGAGGACGAGGGCCAUCAAGAUGCUGGUUCUGGACGAGGCUGAUGAGAUGCUCAAUAAAGGGUUUAAGGAGCAGAUCUACGACGUGUACCGUUACUUGCCCCCAGCAACACAGGUGGUCCUGAUCAGUGCCACACUGCCACACGAGAUCCUGGAGAUGACCAACAAGUUCAUGACUGACCCCAUCCGCAUCUUGGUCAAACGCGAUGAAUUGACUCUGGAGGGGAUAAAGCAGUUCUUUGUGGCUGUGGAGAGAGAAGAGUGGAAGUUCGACACUCUUUGUGACCUAUACGACACCCUGACCAUCACACAGGCCGUCAUCUUCUGCAACACCAAGAGGAAGGUGGAUUGGCUGACAGAGAAGAUGAGAGAGGCCAACUUCACGGUGUCAUCGAUGCACGGAGACAUGCCUCAGAAAGAGAGGGAGUCCAUCAUGAAGGAGUUCAGAUCAGGAGCCAGUCGCGUCCUGAUUUCGACCGAUGUUUGGGCUCGAGGUUUGGAUGUUCCUCAAGUGUCUCUCAUCAUCAACUAUGACCUGCCCAACAACAGAGAGCUCUACAUCCACAGGAUUGGUCGAUCUGGCCGUUAUGGCCGUAAAGGUGUGGCCAUUAACUUUGUGAAGAAUGACGACAUCAGGAUCCUGCGUGACAUCGAGCAGUACUACUCCACCCAGAUUGACGAGAUGCCCAUGAACGUGGCGGACCUGAUCUGACCUGGACACCUGAGAUUAACUUGGUGUCACUUUGGAGCCUGACCCUUGGACUUCCUGUUAUUUUGUCUUUACAGUUUUGUUAUUUUAUGAGGUGAAAAUGACUAAGGGAUUUGUCUUUGUAAAUAAAAUUGUUUUGGUUCCACAUCA
Monopterus albus (swamp eel) is the source of this 1504-nucleotide messenger RNA. RefSeq names its product eukaryotic translation initiation factor 4A3 (gene eif4a3). Gene Ontology annotation, molecular function: RNA helicase activity; ATP binding; nucleic acid binding. NCBI's taxonomy places the organism in Eukaryota, Metazoa, Chordata, Actinopteri, Synbranchiformes, Synbranchidae. Bases 137 to 1357 code for a protein of 406 amino acids. The record is from RefSeq and is a predicted model, not a curated record. The transcript is spliced from 12 exons.